AUUGGUUCCUCCUGAAGAUCAUGCCAGGCCUGUACUGCCUGCCAUCCUGGACUGCCCUUCCUCUACAGAGCUCCUGUGUAAAGGCCUGUGCCAAUGGGUAUUCCUUGGGUCUCACUGCCCGUCUGACGUAUAUUAACCUGGAACAGCAGCCUGUGGAAGGAGUAUUUGUUUAUCCCCUGGAGGAGUCAGAAGUCGUCUCAAGUUUUGAAGCUGUGACGGGAAGACGAAGCUGCACAUUCCAGAUCCAGAACCGACCUCGGGUAGAAAACUGUUGUCUUGGCUGUAACACGAGUGGGAACCAGCCAGUCCACUGCAGUAAUGGUCACCUUGUCCUUGAUGAAGACUUGGCCCGUUCUACGUUCAUCCUCAGCAUUGGCUCCAUUGGGCCUUCCGAGAUCCUGACGGUGGUCUUCAGCAGCACCCAGGAGCUGCCCACUUUGCCAAAUGGGGCGCUGCGGGCCCUCUUCCCAUCUGUUCUCACGCCUUUCGUGGAAACGACCCCAGAAAGUGAAAGUGAGGCAAGAGGCUUGUGUGACGACAGGUUGGCCCUAUGCUCCACUAGUUGCUUUGGGUCCACGGGUCUCAAGAGCGAGCAGUCAUUCCUCAACCCUCCUAAGGAUACGGACAUCUUCAGAGGAGAGGUUUACAACCCCUUUCCGUACGAGUUCGCCUUUGAGAUGCUGGUUAAGGGGCCCUGUUUGCUGGCAGGACUAGAGAGCCCCACGCAUGCUCUUCGAGCCGACGCCAAUCCAUACGCCAAUUCUGCCUCAACGAUAUGCAUUACCCUGGCAGAGCAGCAUAGGUGUGACCGCAACCUGGAGAUUAUUUUGUACCCUUGUGAACCUCAUAACCCACACCUUAUCAUUGAAGAUGGCGCUAUGACGUAUCACAAAUAUGAGUCACAUAUAAGGAACCGCCGAGAUUACGCUCGUAUUGCCAAAAAGGACAAUGAUGGUGAACGACAGGUGGCAUUUGUCCAGAAGAGGUUCCACAAAGACAUUUUCUACAACCCUGUCCUCAUGCUGAAUUUCUGCCCUGAGAUGAGCAAUGUUUCCACUGAUUUCCAGAUGGUCACUCGCGAAAUAUUCUUCCUCGUUGACCGGAGUGGAAGCAUGAGUAGCCCCAGCAUGGAUGGGAUCAAGGAUGCUCUCCUGGUGGCUGUGAAAAGCCUCCCUUCCGGCACUUUGUUGAACAUUGCUAGUUUUGGCUCCAGCAUCAAGCCCAUGUUCACCUCAAGCAAGACCUGCAACAGUGAGACCCUCAGGCUUGCCUGUGAAUACAUUCGGAAGCUUCCGACUGACAUGGGGGGACCCAACCUCCUGGCUGCUCUGACCUGGAUUUUGGGGCAGCCUCUUCACCGUGGGUAUCCACGGCAGCUCUUCCUCUUUACAGAUGCCACCGUUGGAAACACUGGCAGGGUCAUUGAACUGGUCAGGAGGCAAGCCAGCACUGUAAGGUGUUUCACCUUUGGCCUGGGUCCCGGUGCCUGCCGGAGGCUCCUACGAGGUUUGGCAAAGGUUAGCAGAGGUCGGGCUGAAUUCCUAGAUCCAGGAGAAAGACUACAGCCAAAGCUAAUAAAGUCUUUGAAGAAAGCGCUUGAGCCAGCUGUGAGUGACAUCACGAUAGACUGGUACGUGCCCGACACUAUGGAGGCCCUGCUGUCACCCAACGAGAUUGCAGCCCUGUAUCCUGGAGACCGGCUCAUCAGUUACUGCACCCUUUACCACAUAGCCAGCUUCCGGGACAAGAAGGCAACAGGCAGAGAGCAGAUGAGCCGCAGCCUCUCGAGAGGCUCAGCGGGCUCGGUGUUCCCAUCCCACGAGGAAGUGGUGGGACAGGAUGGAGCGCAUCUGCACGCCGCUGGGGAGAGUCAAGAUAUCACCAAAGCCCUUCGUGAAAUUUCCUGCGAGAUAUCCCUGGAGUUUUCAGCUGGAGCCACGGAAGAGUCUGUGAAGAGUGGAGAUCCCGUGUCAGGAGGCGACAUCUGGAAGCGGAUUUUCCAGCCUUCCUAUAUCCAGGAGCAAUAUGUGCUCACCCACUGUUCGGUCAGCACUGACCAAAGCCAGGGAUUACUGUCCCACAGCUCCACCAGCAGUGAGUCCACUGGGUCGAGAGAUGUUCCUCUGGAGGGAAGCUCCUUCGCUCACACUCUCGACGGCAACUCCCAGCAAGGCCAGAAAAGCGUCUCCCUGUGCAGCACCUCCACCAAGUCUGCACCAGUUCCCCAGACUCCCACCGGUGCAGGUACCAUGGAGCAAUAUGUGCUCACCCACUGUUCGGUCAGCACUGACCAAAGCCAGGGAUUACUGUCCCACAGCUCCACCAGCAGUGAGUCCACUGGGUCGAGAGAUGUUCCUCUGGAGGGAAGCUCCUUCGCUCACACUCUCGACGGCAACUCCCAGCAAGGCCAGAAAAGCGUCUCCCUGUGCAGCACCUCCACCAAGUCUGCACCAGUUCCCCAGACUCCCACCGGUGCAGGUACCAUGGUGGCCACAGCCCUGAGCUCUGAGGAGCUGGUGCGGAAAAAGAAGGCCCUGGCUCGCGCUGCGCUGUCAGGGCGCAGCUUCUCCUCUCCGCACGGAGAGCUGGACGCCCAUCGCCUCCGCCGAGCCCUGGAGAAAGUCUCCAAGAAGCGGAACCAGUCGGUGGAAGGCAAGCUGGACGGUUUCCAGCCGGAGUUCCCAAAGAUGGCCAAGACCAGGGCUGAUUCCAGCAGUUUGCUGUCGCCCGUGCACCUGGAUUGGGACACCCUUUUGGAACCCCCGUAUCUUUUCAGCCCAUCACCAGCGCCAGCGGCAGCACCUGAGUCCGGAGCUGGUGAAGGCAACGGCAGCCCCUGGCCGCUUCUCCGGUGUCAGGUGAUCAUCCAUGCCCUCAGCGCAGGGAAGCCCAUCUCCUGGGAGGUGACCACCGCUCUCGAUUCCCUGCUCCUUCCCGAAGACAGCCAAGCCAAGGGGGAGCCUUUCCAACGACAAUCUCAGUGGAGCCAGGCUUGGGACAAGCUGCUCCAUCGUUUGACUGCCGGUUCCGUCAUCCGGGAUAACGAGAACGUGGCCCAACGAGAAGCUGAGCUGGAACAUG
Messenger RNA from Pogona vitticeps (central bearded dragon), 3081 nucleotides. The record is from RefSeq and is a predicted model, not a curated record. NCBI's taxonomy places the organism in Eukaryota, Metazoa, Chordata, Lepidosauria, Squamata, Agamidae.